Messenger RNA from Didymella exigua CBS 183.55, 1986 nucleotides. RefSeq names its product acetyl-CoA synthetase-like protein. The record is from RefSeq and is a predicted model, not a curated record. The transcript is spliced from 3 exons. The coding region runs from base 86 to 1810 and encodes 574 amino acids. Gene Ontology annotation, molecular function: CoA-ligase activity. Gene Ontology annotation, biological process: secondary metabolic process. Lineage: Eukaryota; Fungi; Ascomycota; Dothideomycetes; Pleosporales; Didymellaceae.
CUGUCCCUUGCUCUGAACCUAUGCAUAGGUUCUGUAAUUCGUACACUACAAUACAGCGCUCUGCAUUGAAGCUCACACGACCAGCAUGACGACGACAAUCGUCGACAGAACGCCAGAAGGCAUCAUCUACCGCGCCGCAAAGACAUUGCCUCUCCCGGACCUCGACAUCCUCACGCUCCUCUUUGACUCAGAGCACUCGCUCGCAAAGGAAGACACACCAAUCCAUAUCUCGGCCGCCGAUCCGUCUCUACGGGUCACCGUCUCCAGCUGCCGGGCCCUCGCACAGUCGACUUCCGCCGCGCUGCGCAAACACUUCAACAUCGGCGCUCAUGGGCCAGGGAAGGACAUCGUGUCCAUAGUUUCAAACGGGCACUACCUGCUGCCGACGCUCUUCUACGGCAUCAUCGGUGCAGGCGGCGUCUUCAGCGCGGCGAGCGCGGCGGGCACGGUGGGCGAGCUGAGCAAGCAGAUCGUCCAGGCUGAGAGCAAGAUAGUGGUGACGUGCGAGGCGACGAGGGAGACUGCGGUGCGAGCAGCGGAGCAGGCAGGGUGGGGACAGGGUGGUGGGGGACGCGUGAUCGUCAUGAGCGAGGGUGCAUCGUGGACGCUCAAGGCCGUGCAGGGCGACGGAAGUCUGGGCCCCAACCUGGUCGACGAGAGGGAAAAGCUGGAGUGGCAGCGCAUCACCGACCGCGCCGUGCUGGAGAACAGCCUCGUGAUCCUCAUCUACAGCUCGGGCACCACGGGGCUGCCCAAAGGCGUCAAGCUCUCCCACGCCAAUCUCGUCGCCGAAACCAUGAUUCCCGGGAACGUGCUCAAAUCCUGGCUGACGGCUCGCAACGCGGAGCCCAACCGGCCCAAAUUCGAGUACAGCACCAUUGCCCACUUGCCCGUCGCCCACAUCGCAGGCAUCCAGGGCUACCUGCUCAACCCGUUCUACAUGGGCGGAUCCGUGCACUGGAUGCCGCGCUUCGACUUUGCCCAGUUCCUCACCUACAGCGUGAAGUACCGACUCUCGUACCUCUUCAGCGUGCCGCCCAUCUGGGUGCUCAUCGCCAAGAGCCCCGUCGUGACGGACCAGUUCAGGCUGCUUGAGGUCGCCGUCAGCGGCGCAGCGCCACUGGGGAAGGAGCUGCAGCUUGCCGCGUCGGCCAAGGCGGGCGGGCCCGAGUGCUUCAUCAGCCAGACGUGGGGGCUGAGCGAGACGACGGGCAUGGCGACGAUGCUGCCGCUGGAUACGCGGGACGACACGGGCUCGGUGUCGUCGCUGCUGCCGAACAUGGCGGCGCGGCUCGUCGACGACGCCGGGCGCGACGUCGAGCCCGGGGCGCCGGGAGAGGUGCUGAUCAAGGGCCCCGUGGUGUGCAAGGGGUACUACCGCAACGACGCGGCCAAUGCGGAAGCGUUCACGGGCGACUGGUUCUACACGGGCGACAUUGCCGAGUUCAGGAACGGCAUGUUCUACAUUGUCGACCGCAAGAAGGAGCUGAUCAAGUACAAGGGCCUGCAGGUUGCGCCGGCGGAGCUGGAGGCGCUGCUGCUGAGCCACGCGGACAUUGGUGACGCGGCGGUCAUCGGGGUGGAUGCGGACGAGGGCACCAACGAGGUGCCGCGGGCGUAUGUCGUGGCGGACCGGAGCAAGAUCAGCGCGCAGGCGAUUGCCGACUUUGUCAAGGCCAACGUGGCGAAUCACAAGCAGCUGAGGGGCGGCGUGGUGUUCCUGGAUGUGAUCCCCAAGUCGCCGAGUGGGAAGAUCUUGCGCAAGGACUUGAGGGUGCUGGCGAAGCGGGAGCAGGGUGCGAAGCUGUAGGGUUGUGUACCUACAACCACCCCGGAGCGAGGGACCGAGACGCUGUGUAAACAAAAUUGACACGAUGACCACUUCGAUCGAAGCGUGCCACCUGCUUGAGAGCCUGUCGCACGUUGCAUCCGACAGCCGGGGGCGUUGGAGCAGCACGGCGACGGAGAACCGGUCGACGGGCCUUG